GGCCAAGGGAGCCCAGGAGGCGGGUCUCGGAGGAAAGAUAUAAGUGGCCCUGGGGCACGUCCAAGGUGCCCGCUGCGGAGUCUCCACCUGGAAGAGCCGCGGCUGCCGAGGAGGAGGAGGAGAACGCAGAAGCCGGCGGGACCCGCGGACUCACUGCCCGCCGCCGCCGCCGCCCCCGGCUCGCGCUGCCUCCUGCUCGCGCUGCGCCUUGGAGGUCACCCCCGCCCCCGAGAUGGAAACGGUGCAGGAGCUGAUCCCGCUGGCCAAGGAGCUGAUGGCCCGGAGGCCCAGUCGGAAGCUGGUGAAGCUGUACGUGCUGGGCGGCGUGCUAGCCUUCUUCGGCGUGGUGAUCGGCCUGAUGGAGACUGUGUGCAGCCCCUUCACGGCCGCCAGCCGCCUGCGGGACGAGGAAGCAGCGGUCGCCGAGCUGCUGGCCGCCCGAGAGCGGAAGGUCCUGGCGACCCAGACCCUGCGGGAGAAAAGCAAGCAGCAGGAGGCCGUCCUCUGCAGCCGGGCGCUCUCCAACCGGCAGCACGCCUCCUAGGACCCCUGGGAGCCCGCAGAGGGAGUGGAGAGAGAGCCUGAGUGCGAGAAAGAAGAGCGCGUGUAGGGUCGGGCUCAAGUGGGAGAGAGCAGGAGUCCUGUGUUGUUUGGACUUAGAUUUGAGAAGCCACAGACUUGCAGAACUGAACUACCACACGGAUCCACCAAAGGAGUCUGGGAUUAAGUGUUGCUGCUGUGCAGCAUUGCAGGAUGACAUGUCCAAAAUUACGUAUCUUUGAGCUAUGUGAGUGCAUCUACCAUUUUGCACUAGGGUGGAAGGCGGGGAAUGCUUUUUAUAUUAUUAUUAUUAUUACAAUGACCACCAUUUUGCAUUUUGAAAUAAAACCCUCGUUUUAUACUA
This is a messenger RNA of Callorhinus ursinus (northern fur seal), 904 nucleotides long. RefSeq names its product G0/G1 switch 2 (gene G0S2). Lineage: Eukaryota; Metazoa; Chordata; Mammalia; Carnivora; Otariidae. Gene Ontology annotation, cellular component: mitochondrion. Gene Ontology annotation, biological process: positive regulation of extrinsic apoptotic signaling pathway. The record is from RefSeq and is a predicted model, not a curated record.